Messenger RNA from Penicillium macrosclerotiorum, 1344 nucleotides. RefSeq names its product GIY-YIG nuclease family protein. The record is from RefSeq and is a predicted model, not a curated record. Bases 1 to 1344 code for a protein of 447 amino acids. The transcript has a single exon. Lineage: Eukaryota; Fungi; Ascomycota; Eurotiomycetes; Eurotiales; Aspergillaceae.
AUGGAGUCCGCAAAGGAUCAAUUUCACUCCUUGACAACUUCUAUACAUGAUGCUCACCAGUCAUUGCCUAUCAAAUGCGUUUUCUAUACAAGCAGUAAGAGUGGCACCAAGAAAUGCGAAGGCGAAAUCAGUCGACACGAUUGGGACAUGGUAACUUCUUACUUCAACUCCAUCCUUCACAUUCCCAACCUACUUUCCGAUGACCAGAAGAACGCAUUUAAAUUAUUGCAAGUUUUCGAUAACCUUGCAAGGCAUUCCCUAUGUGGUGAACACGCCCUUCACAGAAUAUUGUUGAAAGAUCAAUGGCUAUCUGAAUUUAAAAAACUGAAAAGCGAAAUCGUGGAAGAGUUGGAAUAUUAUUGGGGUGCUAUCAACCAUGAAGAUUCGGAUACAGCAAAGGACGAGGAAGAUGGUGACCUGGAAGAAGAUACUGAUGUUCGUCCUGCUCAUGAACUCCCAAUUAAAAAGUUCAUGGCCCUUUGUCCCAAUAUCGAUGAGGAGGAAGUGGCCAGGAAAGUCAGCCAGAAAUUAGAGCAACCACUUGGGAAAAGAAGCAGAAUGUAUGGAUGCGUCUAUAUCAUUUCCCCCAUGGAUGGGAGGUUUGAAGGAAUGCUGAAGAUUGGAUUCUCACAGAGGCCCCCGGAGAAUAAUCGCUUUCCAAUCCACAGGGGCUGCUUUGGAGAAUUUGAAGUGAUUGCAGUCAAAUCAGUGAAGUUUGCCCAUCGGGUGGAGCAAAUAUUGUUGGCGGAGUUCUCCGGGGUGCGCUUCGGGAGGAAGUGUGAAAAAGUAAAGUGCCCUUCGACCCACCAAGAAUGGCUGAAAAUCAAGACGGAAACAAUCAUUGAAAGCUUGGAUAAAUGGUGCACCUUUUUCGAUGAAGUUACUCCGUACAAUGCGCAAGAUCGAUUCAAGAAACUGUCUGAAGAUGUCGAGCUACCCUCCCCUGCUUCAAGGGAGUACCUCAGACAGGGGUCUUCUACGAGGUCAACUCCGAAGAGAACUCCCCAAAAUAAUACUUCUGCCAGGAAGGUUUCUGCACGGAAGACUCCUGUAAAGGAGAAUGACGCAGAGUAUACUCCCACGAAGAAGGCUCCUGCAAAGAGGACUCCGACAAAAAAUACCUCUGCAGGAACUCCUACGAAGUCUAGCCAAGAUUGGACAUCACCCCAUACUUCUCCCUCAUACUCUCGACUGAAAUACCCAACUAUCUCAACUACCACUUUUCCGAGCUCUGACGAAGAAGAUUCGAAGGAACAAGUGAGCGAGAUAGGUCCUGAAGAAUUUGCACCACCUCCUGUUGGACCUCUGGCCGUAAGGCUACGUAAUCUAAAAUUGAAGAGUUAG